CACUGCGCAUGCACGGCUCCCUCAGACACAGCAGAUCAUGGAAAGAGCCGAAGGUGUCGGCUCGGUCAUGUGAUCAGCUGUGUCCAAUCACAGCUGAUCACAUCUGUCACGCUGACAGCUCAAGAGGAGAUUAGAGCCAGGCACUGAUGAUCAGUGUGCCCUGAUGAUCAGUGUGGCCCCAGAAGUGCCAGCUGUCAGUGCUCAUCUGUGCCACGUGCCAGUGCCCAUCAGUGCCACAUCAAUGCCACAUAUCAGUGCAUACCAGGGCACAUCAAUGCCACAUAUCAGUGCCCAUCUGAGCUGCCUUUCAAUGUCACCCAUCAGUGCCAGUCAGUGCCACCUAUCAGUGCCACCUAUCAGUGCCAGUCAGUGUCGCCUAUCAGUGCGCAUCAGUGCCAGUCAGUGCCGCCUAUCAGUG
Molecule: messenger RNA, 418 nt
Organism: Staurois parvus
Lineage: Eukaryota; Metazoa; Chordata; Amphibia; Anura; Ranidae
Source: the annotation of a GenBank genome assembly